AAUCUUCGCCGGCUGAGGCCACGCCCUCCCGCGUUCUGAUUGGCCGAGGCGGGUUCGGAGCGGUGACAUCCGGGCACUCUGGGGGAGGCGAGGUAAGAAGGAGGGGUCGGCGGCCAGGGCGAGGGAGUGGCGGACCGGAGAGGGAACCGCCCAAGUCUGCCGGAGGGCUGCUGCGCCUCCCCUUGCAUUCUGGCAGGAGCCCACAGACCAUGGCGGAGCCACCGAUCGAAGAUGAUGGCGAGGAAGCGGCUCGAGCCCAAGCCAAGCCAGAGCCGGCUCACCAGGCCACGGUGGCAGCCAAGAACCUGGCCAUCUUGAAGGCGCGCUCCUUCGACGUCACCUUUGAGGUGGGGGAUGAAUAUGAGGUCAUCGAGACGAUUGGCACCGGCGCUUACGGCGUAGUGAGCUCGGCACGCCGCAAGGACACAGGCCAGCAGGUGGCGAUCAAGAAAAUCCCCAACGCUUUCGAUGUGGUGAUGAAUGCCAAGCGCACUUUGCGUGAACUGAAGAUCCUCAAACAUUUCAAGCAUGACAACAUCAUCGCCAUCAAGGACAUCCUUAAGCCCUCUGUGCCUUAUGUGGAAUUCAAAUCUGUGUACGUUGUGCUGGACCUGAUGGAGAGCGACCUGCACCAGAUCAUCCACUCCUCUCAGCCCCUCACCUUGGAACACGUGCGCUACUUCCUCUACCAGCUCCUCCGGGGCCUCAAGUACAUCCACUCGGCCAACGUCAUCCACCGGGACCUGAAGCCCAGCAACCUCCUGAUCAAUGAGAACUGCGAGCUCAAGAUCGGCGACUUCGGCAUGGCACGCGGCCUCUGCACCAAGCCAGACGAGUACAAGUACUUCAUGACCGAGUACGUGGCCACGCGCUGGUACCGGGCCCCGGAGCUGAUGCUCUCCCUCCACGAGUACACCGAAGCCAUCGACAUGUGGUCGGUCGGGUGCAUCUUCGCCGAGAUGCUGGGGCGGAAGCAGCUGUUCCCGGGGAAGAACUACAUCCACCAGCUGCAGCUGAUCAUCACGGUCCUGGGGACCCCUCCGGCCAAAGUGGUCCACUCUAUCGGGGCCGACCGCGUGCGUGCCUACGUCCAGAGCCUGCCGUCGCGCCAGCCGGUGCCUUGGGAGAGCCUCUACCAGAACGCCGACCGCAAGGCCUUGGUCUUGCUCUCCAAGAUGCUGCGCUUCGACCCCCGCGAGCGGAUCUCCGUGGUGGAGGCGCUGAACUACCCCUUCCUGGCCAAGUACCACGACCCGGACGACGAGCCCGACUGCGUCCCGGCUUUCGACUUUGACUUCGACAAGCGGGUGCUCACCAAGGAGCAGAUCAAGGAGGCCAUUGUGGCCGAGAUCAAUGACUUCCACGAGCGCCGGGAGGGCAUUCGGCGGCAGAUCAGCUUCAAGCCAGCCCUGAAGCAGGCGGUCAUCGGUGGAGGCGGCCAGGCGUUGCUCCUCUGCUGCCGCGACGUCGACAUGCCCAGCGCCGGCUCACCUCGGGCUGGAGACGGAGACUAUGCCAUGGCGUCUCCCGGGCCCUACUUGCUGACGGAGACGAUUGACCUCACCUCUCCGCCGGUGCCGUCGGCCGUCGUGCAGCCGGAGGUGAAGGCCGAAGAGGGUGCUCCAUCCGCCAUUCCGCCUAAGCGGGAAGGCGCUAUCUCGGACGACACCAAGGCUGCCCUCCGGGCGGCCAUUUUGUCAUCGACUCUCCGGCACAAGGCCAGAGAUACACCGUCUAUGGUGCCCGAGACGCCUGAUAUCCGCAGACCGGUCACGGCAAAGGAGCGCCAGCGCGAGCGUGAGGAGAAGCGUAAGCGGCGCCAGGAGCGAGCCAAGGAGCGUGAGAAGCAGAAGAAGGAGAAGGAGCGGGAGCGGAAGGGAAUGUUGACCGAGAACGACCGGAACCUUCUGGAAAGGUGGACCAAGAUGGUGGACCGUAACCAGAACAAGCCGCUCCAGAACGGGUCUGCCGUCCCGCUUCAGGCAAACGCGGCCGCCCACAUCCUGCCUCAAGCCCCUCCUGCCAACCCCUUGCUGCCUCAGCCGCCCCCUGCCAGCCACGUCCCCACGACCCCUUCCGGCGGCGCGCCUGCCGACUUCCUCGCCUUCCCGGACAAGAGGGUGCCUGGCUUGUGUGGGCCCAAGCUGACUCUCGUGCCUGUGGGGGCAGAGCUGGCCCCCGUCCAGGGCUCCAGCGCCAACGUGGUCCACUUCUUCCCAGCGCAGCCGGCCCCCUUCUUGGUCACUGCCCCGGCGUGUCCAAAAGCCGCCCCCCCAAAACCGGAGUGCCUCCUCGGCGUCAAAUACACCUCUGGGCAGAUCUUCCAGGGCCCUUACGGCAUGGCGGCCCUCAACGCCUGGAGUGGCGUCUCCCAGGCACCUGAAAACUGGGCCGUGGCCGGGCAGCUGCCGGUGACUCAGCCGGAGGUGGCGCCCCCUAGCGGUACUCUUCCGGAACAAGCUGUGAGCUACGGACCCAGGGCCGGCGCGGAGCAGCCCCUGUUUCUGGCAGAGGUGGGGGGCAAGCCUGAGCUGCCACCGCAGGGUUUGGUUGGGGACGAAGCCGGGGGACCCGCCCAGCCCCACAUGCCCCCGGGGCUGCCGUCAGAGCCUCCGGAUAUCAACGUCGUGACGCAGCAGUUGUCUAAAUCCCAGGUGGAAGACCUCUUGCCCCCUGUUUUCUCUGGCACCCCAAAAGGCAGUGGAGCUGGCUAUGGGGUUGGAUUUGACCUGGAAGAAUUUCUGAACCAAUCUUUCGACAUGGUUGGGGAGAACAGAGAGAGUCAAGGUGACUCUGCCCCGCUCUCGGCCUCCCUCCUCGCCGACUGGCUGGAAGUCCAUCGGAUGAACCCCGCCGACAUGGAAUCCCUCCAGCAGGAACUGCAGCUGGGCUCUCCCAUGAUCCUCUCUGACAUUCCAGACCUGCAGGACGCGUGAAAAAGUUGCCUCUCCCUUCCGCUGUCUUCCUCCUCUUUCGUUUCGGCUGGGUGCGAUAAAGUCUGAGCCCCGCUUGGGUCUUCUUCACGGCCUUCUUGGCGACUCUGGCUGGGAACGUCACCGCAGUGCCUGCCUUUUUCCUUCCUUCCUUCCUUCCUUCCUUCCUUCCUUCCUUCCUUCCUUCCUUCCUUUUUCAAAGCACCAGCUGGGUUGAGCUGGUGUUUGGACUUUCUACAAAAAAGGCCUGAGGGUGGCCCUGUCCCUCCUGUGCUCCGGGUGUGUUGCAGGAUGCAGGAAUAAAAGCUGUUCAGGUAACAACCUCAGCCGACAACACUAAAAGGUGGAUCCAUUACCUGUUGUCUUACCUGUUGUCCAUUACCUGCUGAGGGAAUGCCUUCCUGACCCCUCACUGUGUUUUCCUUUUGCCUCAUGGCCUGAGAACCGGACACCUCUCUCCUCACACUGUUUGAGGGGCGAGGAUCCGUGUAAACACGUUUUCUUUUUUCCAAGUUUACUGACGACGGGAGAGAAACACGAGUGCCAAAUGCGCAGCCAUAGCACGCUUUGCCUUUUAUAAAAAGUGUGUUGAAAGCGUUGGAUCAUAUGAGAGGAUCGCCCUGUUGCGGGGAAAGGGGUGGGGGGUGGGAAUAAGGAGGUAAGAUGGGCCCUAUUGGAUCAGCCCAGCAUCCUGUUCUCACAGCGGCCAACCAGACGCCUACAGGAAGUCCUCAAAAACGACACAAGCGCGACACCGAUUCUCAGCAUUCGAGGGCAUGUUGCCUCUCGCAGCAGAGGAA
Podarcis muralis (Common wall lizard) is the source of this 3733-nucleotide messenger RNA. RefSeq names its product mitogen-activated protein kinase 7 (gene MAPK7). The record is from RefSeq and is a predicted model, not a curated record. Gene Ontology annotation, molecular function: MAP kinase activity; ATP binding. NCBI's taxonomy places the organism in Eukaryota, Metazoa, Chordata, Lepidosauria, Squamata, Lacertidae. Gene Ontology annotation, biological process: protein phosphorylation.